This is a messenger RNA of Spodoptera litura, 2510 nucleotides long. It is a transcript of the gene tank, whose product is annotated as EI24 domain-containing protein tank. The record is from RefSeq and is a predicted model, not a curated record. Gene Ontology annotation, biological process: macroautophagy. NCBI's taxonomy places the organism in Eukaryota, Metazoa, Arthropoda, Insecta, Lepidoptera, Noctuidae. Gene Ontology annotation, cellular component: endoplasmic reticulum.
UUUUAAAUGUCACUUUGUCAUUGUUGUGUCACCUUAUUUUACGUAAAUUUACGUCAGACAAAAUUGAACAAAAUAAUGUGAAUAUUUAAUUGAAUAAAAGAUUCAAUAAUGAAACUGUGAAAAAAAUAAUCUUGCAAAAUAUGGAGAGCGUUACAAAUUUUUCUGUAUCGCUUAUCAAAGGUUUCAUAGACAGCUUACGGGGUUUAAAAGUACUAUUGUACCUCGACAAGGAAAUAAACGAGCGUGCCUUAAGUCGCUCCCCGCCAACAGAAAUUGAUAAAAACAAACAAAAACAACCGAAGUUAAAACAGGAAUCCAAAGUACUUACACGAGUAUUACAAUCAUGCAUCUUGAAUGGUUUUAUAUUUUUGCUUAGCAUACUAAUUUUUGAGUAUGCACUUUUGCCUGCGGUAAAGUACUUAGUGAUUGUUGUGUUUGGCCACAACCCUGGUGUGGCGCACAAUGUCUGGGCAUGGAUGCAGCCAUUCCUGUCCAUGACCUUCCGGAUGAUAUGGGUGCUCCCCUUGUUCCUGUUGAGUAAACUUGUCAACAGUUUAUGGUUCCAGGAUAUAGCAGACAGUGCCUACCGCCACAGACGAGGGCGGCCGCAGUUCAUGUCUAGUGUGAGCAAAAUAAUAGCCGACUCACUCUUCAGUCUGCUGGUGCAAGCAUUGUUUUUAGUACAGAGUAUGUUAGUAAAUAUGCUACCAAUAGCAUACAUAGGCGAGCUUCUAUGCCUCGUCCACAUGUGCCUGCUGUACUCUCUGUACUCGUUCGAGUACAAAUGGUUUAACAUGGGCUGGGAACUGCACAAGCGGCUGACCUUCAUCGAGUCCAACUGGCCAUACUUCCUCGGCUUUGGACUACCACUUGCCGUACUUACGCAGAUUCCACAGUCUUACAUUAUUAGUGGUUGCGUGUUCUCCAUAUUCUUCCCCGUAUUUAUAUUGAGCGGUAAUGAGGCCUCGCCCGUUAUAGGAAGCGAAUAUCCUCUACGCCUAUUCUCUCCAGUGGUGGCGAUUUCUAAUGGAUUGUUCCGUUUUGUUCGCCAAGGAGCCGAUGUAGUAACACAACGGAAUAGGUGACUGCCAACCGACACCUAACUACUAAGCUAUACUUAUAGUAUAAAAGUAGGGCGUCAGGGUUGUGCAAAACUCUAUUCUUGUGAUAAAAAUAUUAUUUUUACAUCGUCUUUUACCUAGGACUGUUCAUUUUAAAUAUCGAAUUGGUCUUUGCUAUCGAAUUCAAAAAUUAAAAGUUUUAAAUGAUUUCGGAGUUUUUUUUUGGUAUAAUUUGUCUAAAUUGUGAUUUUAUCUGAUUUAGAUAGGAUCAAAGUAUUUGAGUCGUUAUAUAAAUAUAAUAUAAACAAGUAUGUUACUUGUUUUUGUGAAAUUUUAAUAAAUGUCAAUGUUGUGGAACUGGCUUUAAAUGUAAUUCUAGAUUUAGAACACAAAUAUGUCGUUGAUACCUACAUAUGUACCUAAUCAUGUUGUAAAAACAUUAUUUUUUAGUAAAUCAUCACAUUUAUAUUGUAACUAGUCAGUUCGCCGUAUAUUUUUGUAUUUUAAGUAAUAAUAAUAUUGAGUUUCAUUCAGAACUUUAAACCUCAAUGGAAAUUAUGAAACAAGGUACUGUAAACAGGAAAAACUAAUUUUAGUUUAAUAUGGAACUUUUCUAAUUUAAAACAUGCAUAUUAAACCUUUGAGUGGACGUCAACAAAAGAUGUCGUCAAAAUAAAUAAAGAUAAUUCUAGAUCUAUUGCUUCAGCUACUCUAUAGUAAAUAUAAAAAUGCAUGUUAAUUUAUAUAGUUUUUAAGUAGCACAAUCUGAAUUCAUACUAUCUGUAAAUAGCUAUUACCGAACCAUGCUAAAAGUUAUACAUGCAAAAUACAAGUUACAUAUCAUUAGGAAUUCGUCUUACAUCGCAUAACACACUAAUAGUAAAUAUAAAACAAAUAUUUUUAAAUAUUGACAACAGAUUUUGUCACCAAAAUGAGAUAUGACAAUUCAGCGUCUUGUUUAGUCAAUAUUUUGUCGCAAUUCUAUUUUAUUAGUACAAUUAUAUUUUUAUAUUAGUUAUUUUAAAGCCAAAAUAUAGUUGUUCAUAUAUUUUGUAGCCAUUCGCAAUGAUGGAAAUUGUGAAAGGUGUCAGAAUGGUUAUCAAUGAAUUUUCUUAUGUUGCGCUCAUCACUUGGCGCUGGUGAGUUGGAUCUUAGGUCAUUAUUUUAGUUUAUAGCGAUACAACAUCCCUUAUUUUGGAUAUAUUUUUUUGCCCCUCUUUUUGACUACAACUUGUAUGUCAUGUAUGAAUUGAUAGGUAGUGCUUAAAGUAUCCGAAGCUGCGGACGGCCUGGUUACCGGGGCUCUGGACUGAAUCAGGAGUAGGAAUGGGGUGGGUUUUAAUCAGUAAAAGUCUAACACUCGGGAGUCUAAAGCGGGAGAAGGCAUUGAAUGAUUUUCCCCCCUCAAAUAAGGCUCUUAUUUUUAUUUUAAUGUCCGUCUGGUAGAUU